UAUGCUUUUUAAUAAAAGAAAAAGGAACUAAUAAAAUAUUAUUUUAGGUUAUUUACCUAAAAGAAAAAAAAGAAAGAAAAAAGAACCGAUGAACUAAAUAUUGACCGGCAGGGAGUCAAGGUCGGUAAAGCUUGAAAGCACCAGAGAGAGCUCAGAUUCACGAGAGUCUCUUUGGAGCAACCCUGCUUUGCGCUGCCGUCGUCGGAUCUAUCAUCUCCUCUCCUUUUCCGGUUUAGGUACGUUUUUUAAAAGGGUAGAUCCCUUUUUAAUUUUUGAUUUUAUUCUUUAUCUGGGGAUUUCAAUUCAACAAGCCAUGAAUUCUAAUUUCGGGAAGAAUUUCGACUUUGAUCUGGGACUCGGAUCUUCUGGCUCCAAAUCACUCAACGAUCAGAAAAACAAAACCCCAUCCUAUUCAUCUUACACUCCCUCUGCUUCCUCCUACUCUUCUACCCCCACGAGGCCCGCCUGGCAGCCUAACAAGCCCUCCUGGACGCAUCAGCCCGCCAUGAAUCAGGCUGCUCGUCCUAACUUGUCCAAUUCCCCUGCUUCCAUGGUUGGUGAUAUAUUUGGGAAGACCUGGGGUUCCAAGGCAACUUCCGCUUCCACGACGGGUAUUGGAAUUGCUGAAAAGAAUCCGAAUCUGUUCGGCGAUUUGGUCGGUUCUGCCUUGGGAUCGGGUAAGAGCAAUUCUAAUACUCCAUUGAAGAAUGUGGGUCCGGCUUCGGUGUCUUCCGGUGCCGCAUUGAAUAGAAAUUCGUUUUCGAUGGGAAAUAUGAACGAUUCCUUGCCUAAAUCCAGUAGUAAUCCGAGUAAAAAUAGUGGAAAUUGGAGUUUUGAGAAUCUUAGCAAUUACAAUAACGGGAAAAGUAAUCAGAGUAAUACCACCAAUAUCAAGACUCCCAAUCUCGGAGGUCCAAGCAUGAGUUCAACCAUCGGCGGUGGUAAGACAAGCUCUACCAAAGAUCCCUUUGGUUCUUUAGUUGACUUUGGAUCUAAAUCAUCUGGGAAUCUGAAUUCAACUACUAAGAAUCAAAAUAUCAAAUCAAGCGAGGACUCAUUUGGGGAUUUCCAGAAUGCUUCUAAUCCAAGCGCUACGACAUUUCCUUCAAGCAGAUCAAGCACCAAUGGAGUUGAUUUCAAGGGAUCGAGUUUUAAUUCUGGCAUAAACAUGGGUGAUUUUGGAAUGCCUACCAAUUUUCAUUCCAAGGUUCAAGAUACUGUUCAGACCACAGCCAGUGAUCCACUUGAUAUGUUGUUUAGCUCAUCCAAAGCCCCAGCUGAAGGUCCUCCCUUGGCAUCUGGCACACCUGGAGCAUCCCAAUCAUUGGAUGCCGAUGAUUGGGGAUUGGAUUCGGACUUUGGGGGAGGUGGUCAUGACGUGGGUGGUUCAACAACUGAGAUUGAAGGACUUCCACCACCUCCCGCAGGGGUGACAGCUUCUUCUGCAAAGAACAAGGGAGUUGAUGUCUACAGGCAGGGGCAAUAUGCCGAUGCUAUUAAGUGGCUUUCUUGGGCUGUCAUUCUUUUUGAGAAAACUGGUAACAGUGCUGCCAUAGUUGAAGUUUUGUCGACCCGAGCUUCGUGCUACAAAGAAGUUGGGGAAUAUAAGAAAGCUGUGGUUGAUUGUACAAUGGUAUUGGAUCAGGACGAUGCAAAUGUUGCUGUUCUCGUUCAGCGUGCACUUCUAUAUGAAAGUAUGGAGAAGUACAAACUUGGAGCCGAAGACCUGAGGGCUGUCCUGAAGAUCGAUCCAGGUAACAGAGUUGCAAGAAGCACAAUUCACCGGUUGACUAAGAUGGCAGAGUAAAGGAGAUUUGAUCUUGGUGGUUGGUAGCUUGGUGGUCAUUGGAGGUCUUCAAUGAACAAGAACUAUUGAGGAUCUAAAAUCUGAAACAAAGACUUUUAUCAACUGCAAGACCAAAUCUCCCAAACAAGGUUAUAACUACAUUAACCUUAACCCAUCAAAUAGUCAGGUUUUCUUUUCAUGUAUAAUGUAUAUGGGGAUACAUAAGAUGGCUAAUGGCUUUAUGCUCUUAUUUUAAACAAAGGCAUCAGCCAUCUUAUUUAAUUUAUUCAAGGAAAAGAAAAAACAAAGUGAGGAGAAUGGAUUCUUCUUUAGUCUAUUCCAGCCAAGGUUCUCCUUUGAUAGAAGGAAUAUUGUUUCUUUUGAUUCAAGUGAAGGACAUUUCACUUGAACUUGAAUUUUUUGAGGUAUUUUUUGAGAUAGAGGUGGAAACUAAGGAUUUGGUUAGGACAUCAAAUUGUGUUUCUUAUUGCUUUUUCUUUCUCUUGGUUGUCGAUUUCUAUAGCACAAGUAUUUUAACUUUA
Molecule: messenger RNA, 2328 nt
Organism: Cucumis sativus (cucumber)
Lineage: Eukaryota; Viridiplantae; Streptophyta; Magnoliopsida; Cucurbitales; Cucurbitaceae
Product: LIM domain-containing protein A
Exons: 3
Coding region: 314-1807 (497 amino acids)
Molecular function (GO): protein binding
Source: RefSeq, a predicted model, not a curated record